Microthlaspi erraticum is the source of this 471-nucleotide messenger RNA. Lineage: Eukaryota; Viridiplantae; Streptophyta; Magnoliopsida; Brassicales; Brassicaceae. The record is from the annotation of a GenBank genome assembly.
AUGGGCUUCAAAACGGGCUUCGGGUCGACCGCGGCGUUGGGACGGUCGGUCGGGACGAUCGGCCGGACGGGAUCGGUCGGGCGACGGUCGUGUCGGAUGGAUCGGUCGUGGCCGGUCGGCGAUGGUCGAGCGGAUCGUGGUCGGCCGCUGUGGUCGGACGAUGAAGACUUGGCCGAUGAAAUCUCUCGGCCGGACGCGAGGCAGUUCCCCGGCUCGGACGGAGCGUUCGUGCGUGGUACGCGAAGUUGCGCGGCCGCGAGGCUUGCUUCCCGGCUCGCGCUUUGGUCGUGCGCGGCUUGGAGUGGCGUGGCUUGGCCGACCGCGGGCUUAGUUUCCCGGGUCGUGAUGCGUGAUCGGCCGAUGGUUUUGGACUUUGGCCGAGACUUCAGACGGACGGACGAGAUUUGGCCGAGCGUGGAACAUCGUUCCUCGGCCAGCCGGACUGCGCGUUUGGGCGCUGAUUCUCGAUAG